AUGUGUUUGGCCGCUUGCAAGGAGUCGGGUCGUGAAGGUGUGGAAAAGGAGAUUAUCGUUGGGACCUUUGAUGCUGGUGAGAUAGCAGAUUCUAUUGAUGCCUUUAUCACUUGUGAUUAUGCAGCUUUGAUGCAGAUAGGCAAGUUGGAUAUUGAUGAUGUGUCUGUUUUUGAUUCUUACUUUUCUUCGCUUACCCAAUUUGCUUGGGAUAAGAAGCCUGCUGCUGUGGGGAGUUUGGCUAAGAAGCCAAGAAAUUCUCUUUGUAAAGGUUAUAAUCCUUUCCACCAAAAUGAGGCAGGGCUGAAAAGCCUGAUGUCGUGA
Lactuca virosa is the source of this 321-nucleotide messenger RNA. The record is from the annotation of a GenBank genome assembly. Lineage: Eukaryota; Viridiplantae; Streptophyta; Magnoliopsida; Asterales; Asteraceae.